UUCGUUUCUGUUCAUUUCUUAAGUCGUUUUGGUCCACACAAAAAAGACAUCCUUUUGCAAUUGAAGAGAUCUGAGGACCCAAGAUAACUGAAAUAAAAGUGCACGUACGUCUUCGAUACAUAUACAUACAUCAUGUAAUAUAUGAUUAGUUAUGAAGACAAUUGAAGUGGACUAGCGUACAAGACUUGUCCUACCACUACCCGUUUCAGUCUUUCAGAACACAUCACGACGCAAAAGUAGUUAACCAAAAAUUUCUGAGUCCGUCUCUUGUCGAUCUCUCAUUCGUUUACUUUAUCACCUCUACCUUUUUUUCUUCUUUUUCCACUAUCGCCUGCUGCAUGUAAUGUAAGCAUGUUGCGUAGCCUCGAAUAAUAUAAUCGACUCUAUGGGAAAACGCAUAAACUGGAAGGCCCAACAAAAUUGGCCGAGGAUGAAUAGUCCUAGGCCUAUGAGAGAGUCACAAGGGCCUUCAGCAUGCCCAAUACUAAAUUCUUGAAAAUCAUGAUGUGAUAUGGCCAACCACCUAACCCAAUUCAUAAACCUAAACUGAGAUAACUAGAUACCCAAAUAGAGCAAAAUAAUGAUUCUCCACCAUCUCAAAUAUGUUGGGGAGAAAAAUUAAUAAUACAAAGAUGACGUGAAACAUAAAAAAGAAUUCAAAAUAAACGAUUAAGAUUUCGAAAAUGUAUUAUAAGUUUAUAACUGUAAGUUUGUAACAUCCCUAAUCCAAACCCAACAUGAAAAUUUAUGUUUAUAAAGAUUUUAGGUAUAGUUUUAUUAUGUAAUAAAUACAUGACCUAAAGGUUAGUCAUAUUGUAAUAAUGUAUAUUCUUUAAAAAAAAGUUAUAUUAUAUAACUCUCUUUCUUUUAGUAGGAGCAGAUGUAAUAUCAAGGUUGUGAGUGUUAUAGUCGUGGCUAAGUAUCUUGUAAGCCAUGAUGAUGAAAUCAUGCGAUUUUGAUGAAGGAGAGUUAAGUGGUCCACAAAAAUCUUAGGCGAAAUUAGGUUAGUUCUAAGCGGCUGGUAUUUAAUAAGCGUAUAUUCUUUUGGAUUUUUAAUGUCAUUUUCUUAUAGGCCUCAACUAAACAAAAACAUGUUCAUAAUCCAGAUGAGAGGUAAAACAAUCAGACGCUUGAUAAACCCUUUUUUUUUUACAACAAAGCCAUAACAAACUAAAAACUAUACUAUGAAACAGUUUUGAUAUCAAAGAUUCAACAUUUUUGCAGUCUUUAUAUUUUGGAACAUAUAUAAAAGAUCCAACAUUUCUAGUGUAAGCCCAAAACAAACUGGAAACGUUAAGGCCCAAAAUAAACCCUCGCCUCUUGGAGAAAGAGAUGCGGGUGGGUUAAACAAUAAUCAGACGGUUGAUAAGCUACUUCAUCACACACAUAACCACAACCAAAUGCGCCAAGAACUCACGGCGCAUUUUAGCAAAUCUCAAACUAUGUUUCCGAAAUUACCCUCGAACACACCUUAGAAUCACCAAAAUACAUGAACACUGUCAUAUAUAUAAGAAGAAACUCUUUCUUCUCCCUUUUCUUCUUCGCAGAAUCCAAAACCAAAAUCGAAAGCAAUCGAGAGAUUGAAACUCAUCUGUUAAUUAAGUAUCGGCGAAGCAAUGGUGUUUCCCGGUGAGAAAGAAGAAGAAGACUACACGGCGACGGGACACGAUACUCCGAAGAAGACUCUCCACAAUUUCUCGUUCACGGACUUGAAGUGGGGUGCUCAGCGUAACCUAAGGUGCACGAAGAUCGAAUCUAACGUCGUCGCCGUCGAUCAAAGACCCCGACUCGGCGACAAUCCGAGUCACGGCGGAGCGGAAGGGAUCGAGGAGGCGAAGGAAGAAGAGAAGACGAGCAAGAAAGAGGGGGAGAGGGAGGUGUCUCCGCCGUGGAAUCUGAGGAAGAGGAGAGCGGCUUGCAAGGCUCCGGCAACAGAUUCCGAGGGGAUUCAGGAGAAUGGAGUGAGGCCCAAGUUUAACCCGACGCUGACGAAGAAAGAGGUGGAAGAUGAUUUCAUCGCCAUGACGGGUCAUAAACCACCGCGACGGCCCAAGAAACGGCCCAGAAACGUUCAGAAACAGAUCGAUCGGUUGCAUCCAGCUUCUUAUUUUGCUGAGGUUACUGAAGAUCUCUACGAUGUCCCCGACGUAGCCGAGAACGGAAAGGUAUCAUCUUUUUUUUUUUCACAAGAUUUUUUAUUUGGUAUUGUAACUGUUUGAUACUAAUAUUUGCUUUACUAUUUCUGCAGAAAUGAUGACGAUGAUGAAUGAAAGUUGGAAGUGUGAUUAAAUCAGAAGAUGCUUUUUGAGUUUCUCAGUUUUGUUUCUUUAGCUAUUAGUUUUGGUUUUGGCUAAAUAACAUGUACAAAGAGAUAUGGGAGAAGUUGAGUAGGUUCUCAUGUGUUAGGACAUUCUCUUCUCUUUCAGUUAAUCAAAUCAGCAACGAACAGCCAAUAAUAAUAGGGAUCAAUAAAAGGAUGAACAUUUCACCAAA
Brassica rapa (field mustard) is the source of this 2493-nucleotide messenger RNA. RefSeq lists its product as uncharacterized. NCBI's taxonomy places the organism in Eukaryota, Viridiplantae, Streptophyta, Magnoliopsida, Brassicales, Brassicaceae. The record is from RefSeq and is a predicted model, not a curated record.